UGUCGACAUCAGUCGCUGACUCGCGAUCGCUGCGGCUCGUGUUGCAAAAUGGAUCUCCAAAGUGCCCUGGAGAAGUGCGGCAACUUUGGCCCGUACCAAAUCCUGCUGCUGGGUCUGUUCGGAUACACGAAUAUAGUGUCUUCGCUGCACUACUUUUCGCAGACCAUCAUUAGUUUCACGCCAUCGCACAGAUGCUCUCCACCGAAAGAAGACUUCCCGGGGAAUUCCACGUAUGCCACUUCCCUGCUGACCUGCAGUGUUACCCAAUACGAUGAAGAUCUGUCCUCUUUUCGGGACUACAAGUGCUCCUCUUGGGACUUUGAAAAAGAAAGCAACUACGAGAGCAUUACCACAGAGCUCGAGUGGGUCUGCGACGACGCCUACAAACUGGCUGUGGGUCAGUCCUUCUUCUUCAUUGGAUCCGCCCUGGGCAGUAUAUUCUUCGGAUACUUGGCCGAUCGCAUAGGACGACUGCCAGCCUGCGUUCUGUCCACUUUGACAGGAGCCUCUGGUGACUUCUUUACUUCAUUUGUGGGAGGCCUUCCCUGGUUCUCCUUCACCCGCUUCAUUUCCGGUCUCUCUAUGGACACACAGUAUGUCCUUAUGUACAUCUUGGUUUUCGAGUAUCUGAGCCCACAACACCGCACCUUCGGGCUCAACAUAAUCUUGGGGGUCUUCUAUUGCAUCGGUCUUAUGAUUUCCCCAUGGAUUGCCAUUUGGUUGGGCAACUGGCGGAGCUACCUGUGGGCAGCCUCUCUUCCAGCCCUCGGAAUGCUGCUCUUCCCUGUGUUCCUCCACGAAAGCGCCGAGUGGCUGUUGACCAAGGGAAAGUUCGAUAAGGCAGUUAGUAACCUAAAGAGCGUCGCCAAGUUCAAUGGACGCCAAGUGGAGGACUCUGUUUUCGAUGAGUUCAUCAAAUACUAUCGCGAGAAGCUAAGUAAUGGGCAGAAGAAAUCUUCGGAUACCUUUACGGGCAUGCUAAGAACGCCAAGACUUAGAAAGUUCACCAUUAUUCUGUUGAUCAAAUCAAUGAUCAUUACCAUAGCUUUUGACAUCCUAAGUCGCAAUGUGGAAGGCGUGGGCAUUUCCCCCUUCGAGCUCUUUUCCUACUCGGGAUUCUGCUACCUGCCCGCCGGCCUCGCCAUUAUCCUGUUCCAGAACAAAAUCGGACGAAAGGGCAUGGCCUGUGCCUCGCUUUUUGUGGGUGCCAUAAUCACGGCGACCACUGGUUACUUGAUAGCCACCCUCGAUCCAGCGGACUACUCAGUUCUCUUGGGAUUCAUGGUGAGCCUGGGCAGAUUCGGAGGGGUGGUCGCCUACGACGCGGAGGCCCAGUACGCGGCGGAGAUUAUUCCAACCAGCGUGCGAGGACGAGGGGUGGCCAACAUCCAUGUGGUGGGCAAUGCCUUCGCCUUCUUCAGCUCCUACGUGAUCUACCUGGGAACUUUCUACAGGCCGUUGCCGUCUCUUCUGAUCAGUUUCAUUAUGCUGGUCGGCAGUUGCUUGUGCCUAACUCUUCCCGAGACAUUGCACAAACAACUCCCACAGACCCUGGAGGAGGGCGAGGUAUUCGGCAAGGGCGAGAAGUGGUACUUCUUCCCUUGUUUUUCACGGAGACAGCAAACAAAUGAAUCCGAGUCUCAGUUGGAGUCUGCCAGCCAAAUUACAAAGUAGUUAUAAUGUAUAAUGUUCAAGUUGUAUAGUAUAGUAUAAUAAAGCAAUUAUCUUUUCAUACAAAAGUACACACUCAA
Molecule: messenger RNA, 1751 nt
Organism: Drosophila biarmipes
Lineage: Eukaryota; Metazoa; Arthropoda; Insecta; Diptera; Drosophilidae
Product: organic cation transporter protein
Exons: 6
Coding region: 49-1674 (541 amino acids)
Biological process (GO): transmembrane transport
Molecular function (GO): transmembrane transporter activity
Source: RefSeq, a predicted model, not a curated record